AUGAAUCCUCAAACGGUGAACAGACCUACUUAUCAAAGGCCAUUUCCAGAAAAAAUCAUCAAUGAGCAUCCGCUCCCGAGGAAUUAUAGGCCACCUGAUUUCCACUCAUUUUCGGGAGAAGACGGAGCAUCGACCAUUGAGCAUGUGGGACGUUUCACGGCUCAACUAGGGGAAGUAGGCAACAAUCCAUUUCAUAAAUUGCAGCUGUUCAGGUUAUCUCUCACGAGAACAACCUUUUCCUGGUUUGCAAAUCUUCCGCUAGGGCAAUUGCAAACUUGGGAAGUCUCACUUACUGACCUUCUGGAGAUUAGGCAGAUGCCGGAAGAAACCACCUACCAGUUCAUAGAGCGGAUACGACUAAAGAAAGGGCGUUGCCCAACAGUCAUUAAGAAAAGCGAAAUGACCAAUUUGGCGGUCAGGAAUAUGCAUACGCAAUUGCUAGAGGCUUUGACAGCCCAUGAUGUUGGAGAUUUUGCCAGUUUAGCAUCUAAAGCAGGGAGACUAGAAUCCCUUUUUAAAGAGAAGGACCACAACUUCCGACAGAACAAGGUCCAGCAGAUGGCCAGUGUCGAUACAGAGAUGUAUGCACCAGAAGAUGAACAAGGGAAAGGUGCUAAAGAAAUGACGGCUGAAAUUGUAAAUGACAAGCCUUAUGUAUGUUCCAAACUGAAACACCUCCCAGGGGAAGAAGAGCAGGAGCAACCGACAUUUGACGCAUCCAAAGUAGAUGAGAUCUUCGAUAUUAUGCUAGAAGAUGGACAAAUUCGCAUCCCAAAGGGACAACGGUUGGUGACAAAUGAGGAAAUAAAUGGAAGGCCAUACUGCAAGUGGCAUAAUUCCUUUACGCAUCACACUGACCAGUGUACGCACUUCCGGAAGAAAAUUCAGAGAGCCAUAAAAGCUGGAUGGUUUAAAUACAAGACGAUAGGGGUAGAGCAGCAGCCCUUCCCGAAAGUAACUACUGCGGUAAUCUCUGUGUGUUCCUCACAUAACAUACAAAGGGACGAUGAAAGUGACACUAAACAGAUGGAGCGCAAGCCAAAAGAGCGAGAGCAUGAGCAAGAUGAUAAGUUCAAGACCUGUGAAAUCAGGGUGGCAGAGAAAUAG
Molecule: messenger RNA, 1107 nt
Organism: Andrographis paniculata
Lineage: Eukaryota; Viridiplantae; Streptophyta; Magnoliopsida; Lamiales; Acanthaceae
Exons: 2
Coding region: 1-1107 (368 amino acids)
Source: RefSeq, a predicted model, not a curated record